UUUUUUUCAUUCCAUUAUUGCUAAGUGCUUGUUCCAAGACAAUCCAAUCCUUUCUAAAGGCUCCUUCAGGAAAGUAGUCCUCUUACUAUACGAAGUUCUUUGAGAUGUUAUAUGUUAUGAAUUGGCACUAUAUACAUACAACUGAAUUGAUUUGAAUGUUCAUACUCUCUUCAUUGCAAGUCUACAAGAACAAAUGAACAGUAAUAAUAAUAAUAAUCAUAAUAAUAACAAUAAUAAUUGGUCAAUCACAUAGAUGCUAUCCAAUAUAUUUGGGCAUAAGGCUUUUUCAAAUGGGGUUUUGAAGAGGAGUGUUGUCCUAUAAGUUAAUUUUCACUUAUAAUAUGUUACAGUUACAUAUCGCUAAAAGGAAAACUGCCUGGUUGCUCAGACUCAAUAUGGACACACAGCUCAUUCUUGCCCCCUGGGACUCCUAUUAAAUAUGCAAAACAUUCCCAGUUACAAAUAUCUGAAAUAGGUCAUGUCAAACUGUUGACCCAGUUACACAGAUUGUCCCCAUAUUCACUGACUCUCAGGUCUUCUUUAGCAAACAUGAGUGACUUCACAAUAAAACCACCUCAGAGAGGGAAAGAUGACACAAAGCAUGCUAGUUAAUCAGUGGAGUUCGUGGGAAUAUUUCUGUGAAAUGUAAAGAUGACUGCCAUGGCAUAUAAGAAACACGCAGAUCAACUUUAUUCACUUUAUGGAUCUGGUGGGUGAACAUUUGUGCAUUUUAAGGUAACUUCAGUGUUUCCAGUUAGUCUCCGCCCCUCCUCACUGAGAGUGUAGUUGGCCAAAAACUUGCAUGAUACGACUCGACUGUGUGAAUUUUGGCUGCUUAUCUGCCACAGUUUGACAUACUUCAACACCUCUCAAGGUCUGAAUUUUAAGAGGUAUGGAUAUAUGAGAGAUACGGAUGCUUGUUGUGGGGAAAGCGUGCUUCAUUUGUGUUCCUGUAAAAGCAGUCCUACCGUCGUGCUCGGACUCUUCCCGCUAUUUUGUAGCUUAACUAGCAAAGCUAACCUAGCUAGCAAGCUAGCUGUUGUUUACUCAUAGUCAGCUUACUGGGAAGAGGCCGCCCACCUCCGAGCCACACUGACGGUGUUAGCCAGCUUCCACAAACGCUAGUGUGCCACGAAAGGCCGCUUCUGGUGCUUUCUCGUUAGCUGGAAAGCAGAGGUAUCCUUAGUUGUUGUACCAGUGGGGGUGUUAGCCGAGUUGCUAACAGUAAAGCUGAGCAGACGCAGUUGAGCGGAGAGGCUGCCUGCUGCCGUCCAGCCACAAACACACGAGCUUGUCCAUCAGAACAUACACAGCAUGGCUAAAAGUGAGCCAGAAGAGAUGAUCGAGAUUGAGAUUGAUGAACGGGAAAAACAGGCGUGCCUGGAGGAAGGUGUGGAGGAGCAGACAAUCACGGCAUCAGAUUUAAUUCAACAAGACAUUGACAUAAAUGAACCAAUUGGCAAUUUGAAGAAACUUUUGGAGCCUCGUAUCCAAAUCCCACUAGAUGCGUAUGAGAUCUGCUUGCAGGACAUUCAGCUUCACCCUGAUCACAGCCUUUUCGACCAGGGAGUCAAAACAGAUGGAACAGUGCAGCUCAGCCUGCAGAUUAUAACCAAACCAGGAGAGGAGAAGCUGAACAUUUUGGAAAUUGUGAAGCCAGUAGAAACGGUAGAAGUGGUGAUUGAUCCAGAUGCGGCAGGGGAAGAGGGUGCUCUGGUGGAGGAGGGACAGCUCAUUGCUGUAGAACGUUCUUCUCUGUCUGAUGAAACCUCGGAGCAAGUCACACGCUGGGCUGCAGCACUUGAAGGCUACCGCAAAGAGCAGGUCCGCCUGGGAAUACCAUACGACCCUGUGCUCUGGUCAGCUGAUCAGGUGAUCCACUGGGCUGUGUGGGUAAUGAAGGAGUUUAGCAUCGAUGAAAUGGAAAUAGGCAGCAUUCACAUCCCAGGUCAAGAGCUCUGCGCUUUCAGCCAAGAGGAGUUCCUUCAGAAAGUGAACAAUGGAGAGAUCCUGUGGAGUCACCUGGAACUGCUGCGCAAAUGUAAUUCAGAUGGAGGGGUUCUAGGUUUCAAUGUGUUAGCCAGCCAAGACCAGUCUGGAGGGGAUGCUACUGUCACUAUUGAUCAACCCGUGCAGAUAAUCCCGGCUCAAGUGAGCUCAUCCACUGCUAUAAAAGUGUUGAAGCAGAGCCGUGGCCCCAGAAUGCCUCGUAUUUCAGGAGAAGAACGCAGCUCACCUGGCAACCGCACAGGUAACAAUGGUCAGAUCCAGUUGUGGCAGUUCCUGCUAGAGCUGCUGACAGACAAGGAUGCAAGAGACUGCAUAUCCUGGGUGGGUGAGGAGGGAGAGUUCAAACUCAACCAGCCUGAGCUUGUGGCACAAAAGUGGGGCCUGCGCAAGAACAAGCCUACUAUGAACUACGAGAAGCUCAGUCGAGCCCUCAGGUAUUACUACGACGGGGACAUGAUAAGCAAGGUGCAGGGCAAGCGCUUUGUCUACAAGUUUGUGUGCGACCUGAGGACUCUGAUUGGCUACAGUGCUGCUGAGCUCAACAGCCUGGUGACCGAGUGCGAGCAGAAGAAACUGGCCCGCAUGCAGAUGCACGGCAUCGGGCAGCCCAUCACUACAGUGACCCUGGCCACCACAACACUAGAGAAGGACAGCUGAAGGAAGCCACCUUACAGCUGCCGCAGGCAAAGUGUGCCCUCCACAGCUGACUGGAAAUCAUGUGUCCCACCAGACACGGAAAUGCAAGCCUGAUCCCAGAUCAGUGUGGAUUAACAACUUUGUUAUUGUCUUUUACAGUUUGAUUCGAGUUAGACUGAGGCAGGUAAAGUUUUUUAGCUUUUCUGUAACGCUAACAGAGAAAAGCGUGUUCAGGAUGAUGGAAGAAUGUCUGCUUGUUGUGUGCAUGUGAUCGAAUGAAUGAGUGUGACUGGCAACCCAGUUCAGAGCUUUGUGUUCCUUGUCUGUAGUUUUGGAUCAUUUCCACUGUAUAUACCGGUACUUCAUGUUUUUGAUAGCCACAAGGGCAAGUGUAUUUUCAUAUUUUCCAUUUAUAGAACCUGUUUUGUAUUUUAUUUAGUGUUUGUUCCCUAAAUUGUUGGACCCUUUUUGUCCACUAGGGGGAAUAAAGUGGCAAGCAUAUUUCUUAAAA
Messenger RNA from Stegastes partitus (bicolor damselfish), 3157 nucleotides. It is a transcript of the gene gabpa, whose product is annotated as GA binding protein transcription factor subunit alpha. NCBI's taxonomy places the organism in Eukaryota, Metazoa, Chordata, Actinopteri, Pomacentridae. The transcript is spliced from 10 exons. Bases 1315 to 2667 code for a protein of 450 amino acids. Gene Ontology annotation, biological process: cell differentiation; regulation of transcription by RNA polymerase II. Gene Ontology annotation, cellular component: nucleus. The record is from RefSeq and is a predicted model, not a curated record. Gene Ontology annotation, molecular function: DNA-binding transcription factor activity, RNA polymerase II-specific; sequence-specific DNA binding.